Molecule: messenger RNA, 1907 nt
Organism: Annulohypoxylon maeteangense
Lineage: Eukaryota; Fungi; Ascomycota; Sordariomycetes; Xylariales; Hypoxylaceae
Product: Mdm33 family-domain-containing protein
Exons: 1
Coding region: 326-1759 (477 amino acids)
Biological process (GO): inner mitochondrial membrane organization
Cellular component (GO): mitochondrial inner membrane
Source: RefSeq, a predicted model, not a curated record
CGGCGAUGCUUUUCUGCUAAAAUGGAAACCCCCACUGAGGCUUAUUAGCGCUUCUUGGCAAGAACAUCCUGGCAGCUGGCCGGGUAGCAUCGUGCCUUAUCCAGCUUAUGGCGACAGGGCGGUGGCCGGGUAUUCCCCGGCCUCUUUCUUUUUUUUCCUUCCUACGAUCGAAGUAACCUUGCCCUUUCUUUCCGGUCCGACUAAGCAGCGUCAUAUCUAAUCCUGAUUCUGUACUACUACGAAUCUCACCUGUCCAGAUUUCGCGCAAUUCGAGGAAAAAGGGCAUUCCCCCCCCUCCCUUCCAGCCCGCCUCCUCACCGCCUCGAUGUCGACUUCUCGGGCCCUGAAGCCCAUAUUCGGGCCUAGUCGUCGGCUCCUUUUCGAUCAAUUGGCUCCUCAAUCGAGAAGGAACUUCGUCCCGAGCCGGCCGUCCACCUCCGCAUGCUCGAGUUGCCGGCACGGUCAUGUCCUAGGCCUGAACCGAACGCAACGCCGGUUCUUCUCCUCUGACCCUCCGAAACCUCCCAAUGGCGAAAGCCGGAGCGAGAAAAAUGCUGCCCCCGAACAACGUGAACCUCUCAUCUUCCACUUCCCCCCUCCGGCCUCUCCCCCAGAACCCCCACAACCAGAACCGGCAAAAACACCACCACCACCAAACCCGGAACCGACGCCUCAACCACCUCAACCACCACCCCCCUCUCCGCAACCGCCCCCGGAUUCCUCAACCGCAGCCCCUAACCCCGACCUCCCUUCCACUCAAAACUCCCGGCGCUCGGAUAUAAACCGGCAACUAUCCGCCUUCAUGGACCGCGCCCAAACGACCCUCUUCGCCGCCUCCCAACGCAUCAACGACCUAACAGGGUACUCCGGGAUCGAAGUCCUAAAAUCGCAAAUCUCCGCCCUAGAAUCCUCCCUCGCAUCCGCACAAGCGAACCUCCACGGCGCCCGCUCCGCCUACAAAACAGCCGUAUCCUCGCGUUCCGCCACGCAGCGCGAAGUAACCACUCUUUUGGCCCGACAAAAGACCUGGACGCCUGCCGACUUCGAGAGGUUCACGGCGCUGUAUAGACAAGACUACGACCUAGAGGCCAGCGUGCAGGACCGUGCAAACGAGCUCGAAGAUGCGGAGCGUGAGGCUGAGAGGUUGGGUCGAGAACUGAAUACUGGCAUCCUGUCGCGGUAUCACGAGGAGCAAAUAUGGAGUGACAAGAUUCGCCGUAUGAGUACGUGGGGCACGUGGGGUUUGAUGGGUGUUAAUAUUUUGCUGUUUUUGGUCUUGCAGUUUGGUGCUGAGCCCUGGCGCAGGCGGAGGUUGGUUAAGGGGUUUGAGGAGAAGGUUCGCGAGGCGAUGGAGGAGGAGAGGAUGUUGGAGCGGGAGAUCAGGAGGAAGGAGGUUGAGCUUGAGAAUAUGCGGAGGAGGGAGGAAGUAGCUGCUGCUACUGCUGCUGCCGCCGCCGCUGUUCCGGUUACGGUUGAGGCGGGUGUUGGCGGGGAGCAGGGUAAGACGAAGACGACGACGAAAGAACCGGAAGAGCAACCGAGCGAGAGCUUUAUACGAAUAGACACGCCGCCGAAAGUCCCGUGGAGGGAAGCCCUCUCCGACCCGGAUUAUUGGAAAGCCAUAUACGCCGAGCUAUCGAGUGAUAGGAAGGUGUUCAUCAAGGUACGAGACGUAUCCGUAUUAGCGCUCGAGAGCGCCGCCGCCGGUGCCGCGGUUGUAGGCACCAUAGCCACUAUCCUGUUUAUCCGAAGGACAUAAGCGUGAGCAUAGAAUACAUAGAAGAUCAUCAUCAUCAUCAUUAUCAUCUAUGAUCCGUUAGGGAUCUGUACGUAUUGUUAAAAAAGAAACUCUUAGGACUAGGUACUAGGUACAUUGUAUAAUACAAAAAAAACACUACGAUACCCAA